Molecule: messenger RNA, 972 nt
Organism: Penicillium malachiteum
Lineage: Eukaryota; Fungi; Ascomycota; Eurotiomycetes; Eurotiales; Aspergillaceae
Exons: 6
Coding region: 1-972 (323 amino acids)
Source: RefSeq, a predicted model, not a curated record
AUGACCGUCGAUCCUGCCAUAGAGGCGCUAUUUGGAUCGCCUCCAUCAGAUAUUGAUCUUGAUGCCACUUCUGUGGGAAACAACAACAGGGGUGUCAUAGCCAUGAUGUGCUUGGCUGCUGUUGCUGUGGUCACUCGCUUUCUUUGCCGGAUGAUAUUUCGGACCUCAAUUUUGGCCGAUGACUAUAUGUUUAUUGUUGCGCUUCUUUGUAUCGGCGCCACUGCUGGAAUCAGUGUUGCAGGUGGUAACUAUGGUGCUGACCACCAUGUCUGGUCACUGGCAAUUUCAAUAUCAGCCCUUGAGGAAACAUACUACAUGGCUUCUCUAUAUCUACCCCUACAUUUACGCCGACGCAUGCACAGCUACCAGGGUAUCAAUCCUCGUCUUCUAUCAUCGGAUAUUUUCGCCAUUCAAUUCUUGGAUGAAAUGGUCCAUCGCAUUUGGCUGGUUCCAGACUUUGAGCUACCCAAUCUAUCUCUGGAGAAUCAUGGCCUUGGAAGUUGCCUUGAUGUUGCCAAGUUCUUCAUUGCGGCUGGGAUUAUGAAUAUGCUGAAUGACUUUAUCCUUUUGCUUAUCCCGUUUCCUCGGAUUAUUAAACUGCAAAUGCCGUUGAGAAAAAAGGCAGCUAUCUGUUGUAUUAUGGCAGUGGGAUUCUUCGCCUGCAUUGCAAGUAUAAUUCGGAUCUGGGUUCUGUGGCAAUACACUGUAUCAGCCGAUGUAACCUACGCCACGGGCCCGCUUUUUAUCUGGUCGACAAUCGAGCCUGGCGUUGCCAUCAUAACUGCCUGUCUGCCUCACCUGGCACCGCUCUUCAAACUCGCCGCGCAAAAGAUAACAUCAUAUACCUCCGAGCACACUGAGGCUGGAAUGUCUGAAAAGCCCCAGAGACUAGGCAGUGGGUCUGGAAGGCCAGGAAAGUCCGGUAAUCGUGUACCAAACUUCGAUUUUGGCCUAAGUAGCCUGGGGACCUAA